Melanotaenia boesemani (Boeseman's rainbowfish) is the source of this 688-nucleotide messenger RNA. It is a transcript of the gene ube2kb, whose product is annotated as ubiquitin-conjugating enzyme E2Kb (UBC1 homolog, yeast). The record is from RefSeq and is a predicted model, not a curated record. Gene Ontology annotation, molecular function: ubiquitin conjugating enzyme activity; protein binding. Gene Ontology annotation, biological process: protein polyubiquitination; proteasome-mediated ubiquitin-dependent protein catabolic process. Bases 68 to 670 code for a protein of 200 amino acids. Gene Ontology annotation, cellular component: nucleus. The transcript has 7 exons. NCBI's taxonomy places the organism in Eukaryota, Metazoa, Chordata, Actinopteri, Atheriniformes, Melanotaeniidae.
ACAAAACCGGGAGAGAGGCCCCGGGUCUACCUUCGAGACAGCAGCAGCUCGUCAGACAGGCACAGCCAUGGCUAACAUCGCGGUCCAACGGAUCAAGCGAGAGUUCAAAGAAGUUCUUAAAAGCGAAGAGACAAGCAAAAACCAGAUUAAGGUUGAUUUGGUGGAUGAAAACUUCACAGAGCUGAGGGGUGAGAUAGCAGGUCCUCCGGAUACACCUUAUGAAGGUGGCCGAUAUCAGCUUGAAAUAAAAAUUCCAGAAACAUACCCAUUUAACCCACCAAAGGUGCGCUUCAUCACCAAGAUCUGGCACCCUAAUAUCAGUUCUGUGACGGGAGCAAUAUGUCUGGAUAUUUUAAAAGACCAGUGGGCAGCUGCUAUGACCCUACGGACGGUGCUGCUGUCGCUACAGGCUCUUCUUGCUGCAGCAGAGCCAGACGACCCACAGGAUGCAGUUGUAGCAAACCAGUAUAAGCAGAAUCCAGAAAUGUUCAAACAGACUGCAAGGCUGUGGUCACACGUCUAUGCAGGCGCGCCUGUCUCCAGUCCAGACUACACACGAAAAAUAGACAAACUCUGUGCCAUGGGCUUUGAUAAGAAUGCAGUAAUAGCGGCCUUGUCUUCAAAAUCCUGGGAUGUGGAAACAGCGACAGAGCUGCUCCUCAGCAACUAAGGUCCAUCUAGAUGUGAA